AUGUCGAUGGAAGAUCCGUUCUUUGUCGUCAAAGGGGAGGUGCAUAAAGCUUUGAAUGCGGCCCAGAGCCUCUACCAGAGAUGGAGCGAGCUGCUGCAGGAGGGAGCGGGAGCCUCCAAGGAGGAGAUGGACUGGACAACAAAUGAGUUGAGGAACAGCCUGCGCUCAAUCGAGUGGGAUCUGGAAGACCUGGAUGAAACUAUCAGUAUUGUAGAGUCUAAUCCAAAAAAGUUUAAUUUGGAUACAGUGGAGUUGUCAAAGAGAAAGGCCUUUAUCACUAACACCAGACAAUCUGUAAAGGAAAUGAAGGAGCAGAUGUCGAGUCCUGCUCCUGUGUCUCAGGACCAAAAGAAUAAACAGAGUUUACUUGGAGAGCGUGCUCAAGGUCCUAUCGGUCUCCCGGAGGCGGAUAAAUACAGCCGGUUGGAUCGGCAGCUACAGAAUGCCAACUCUCAGUUCAUUGAUGAACAGCAGACCCAGCAACAGCUGAUAGCAGGGCAGCAGGAUGAGCAGCUGGAGCUUGUGUCUGGGACCAUUGGCGUGUUAAAGAACAUGUCUGAACGGAUUGGCAUGGAGCUGGACGAACAGUCUGUGAUGUUAGAUGAUUUCAGCCACGAGAUGGACAACACUCACUCCAGACUUGACAACGUGAUGAAGAAAUUGGCUAAAGUCUCCCACAUGACGAGUGAUCGCAGACAGUGGUGUGCUAUCGGCGUUUUGCUGGGGAUACUCUUCGUCAUCAUCAUCCUCUUUGCAGUGCUUUGA
Knipowitschia caucasica is the source of this 765-nucleotide messenger RNA. Lineage: Eukaryota; Metazoa; Chordata; Actinopteri; Gobiiformes; Gobiidae. The record is from the annotation of a GenBank genome assembly.